AUGUCUGCCAAAACAAUUAUUGUCACCGGUGCCUCGAGAGGUAUCGGUCUCGCAAUCGCCAAGUACCUCCUCACCUCCCCUCAAUCGCACAACGUCGUCGUGAUCGCUCGUAGUGUCGAGCCCCUUCAGAAGCUGAAGGAGCAAUACACCAAGCAGGUGGAGGUGCUCAAUGGCGAUCUCGCCGAUCUGUCCAUCGGCCAGAAGGCCGUCGAUCUAGCCCUCAAAUCCUUCGGCCGUCUGGACGGAAUGGUUCUGAACCACGGUGUGCUGGGACAAGUGGGCAAGAUUGCUGAAGCCGAUCCAGAGCAGUGGAAGCAGGGAUUCGACGUAAACUUCAUCAGCUUUGUUGCCUUUAUCAAAGCUGGUCUUCCGGCGCUUCGUGAGACGAAGGGCAAGCUUGUCUUCACCUCUUCCGGUGCUGCCGUGUCAGCGUACAGAGGCUGGGGUCUGUAUGGCGCAACCAAGGCAGCGAUGAACCAUCUUGCGCUUACCCUGGGCGAGGAAGAGCCCGACCGCGAGCUGCGAGAAGACCAUGCUACUACGCUGGAACCCCAGGUCCACUCCAAGUUUACUACGGUCCACAAGGAUGGAAAACUCCUCAAGCCGGAACAGCCUGGUCAUGUCAUGGCCAAGUUAGUGCUUGAUGGCCCCAAGGAAUUGUCGGGUAAAUUUCUAUCGUGGAAUGACAAGGCUCUCGAUGCCUUUCAGGCGUAA
Messenger RNA from Aspergillus bombycis, 714 nucleotides. Its product is annotated as SDR family oxidoreductase. Gene Ontology annotation, molecular function: oxidoreductase activity, acting on NAD(P)H, oxygen as acceptor. The record is from RefSeq and is a predicted model, not a curated record. The coding region runs from base 1 to 714 and encodes 237 amino acids. NCBI's taxonomy places the organism in Eukaryota, Fungi, Ascomycota, Eurotiomycetes, Eurotiales, Aspergillaceae. The transcript has 5 exons. Gene Ontology annotation, cellular component: intracellular anatomical structure.